This is a messenger RNA of Closterium sp. Yama58-4, 3549 nucleotides long. NCBI's taxonomy places the organism in Eukaryota, Viridiplantae, Streptophyta, Zygnematophyceae, Desmidiales, Closteriaceae. The record is from the annotation of a GenBank genome assembly.
AUGUCCGACCCUCCCAAAGCGAAGCGCGUUCACUUCAGCUCUGACGACGGCGAUGGCGCGGGGUCCUCCGCGCGCCACGCGCCAGCGCAGGAGCCGCGCAGAGUGGGAUGCGGGAAGGGGAUAAACUGGCGGGACGGGGACUCGGACGACGAGCGGGAGCGGGAGGCGCAGGCGAUGCGCGAGGGGGAGAAGCGGCGGCAAGAGGAGGCGCAGGGGGCGGGCGGAGCGAAGGCGGAAGAGGAGGAAGAGGGGAAGGAACCGCUGGGCGAGUAUGAGAGCUACGCGCAAGACUGCAUCACCAUUCUGCUGGUGCGGGGCGUGGAGGACGUGGAGAGGGAGGAGCGCGGCGAGGGCAGUGUGAAGUGCUGCCCGGAGUACGUGCACCAGAUGCUCGGGGACGAUGGCAUCGUGUACGGUUACAAGGACCUGCAGGUGGACAUCUGGAUGCAUGCAUCCACGUUCCUCACCUUUAUCGACAUCUCCUACUCGCAUGAAUUGCCCAAGACAAAGAAGAAGGCGAAGAAGCAGGCGAGCGAUCACAGGGAGCCUCACGACAUUCAUGCCAUUUUCAAGUCGCUCUUCCCCCAGGGCUUCACGACGUCACGGGAGGAGUUCGUUGCAGCCCUUCCUCUCCAACCCCAGCUCUUCCAGGACAUGGUGUCAAAACACGCAACAGUGGAGCAGCCAUGGCAGCAGGUGCAGCGGAAGGGCAGCAGGGGUGAGAGCACAGAAGAUGGGAAGGAGGGAAGUGAAGCAGGGGCAAAAGCAGCAGAUGAUGGUGACAAAGGUGGUGGCGUUGCUGACGAUGCACAAGCAGCUGCUGAGUGUGAGGUGGUCCCAACCAUGGACCUAUCGCAGCAGUGUGUGCGGGACUGGCAUGCGCGCAUGCAGCCACUCGUCAGGUUCUUCAUAGACAACGGUCAGCCUAUUGACAGCACGGACCCUCUCUGGACGCUCUCAGUCGUUCUGCAACGCCCCGCUGCCCCUUCCUCUUCCUCUCCUCCUUCCGCCACUGCUGCUGCUGCAUCUGCUCCCUCUGCUGCCUCUGGUGCAAAGGAGGGUGCAGCAGCAUCAGCGAAGGGAGAGGAGGAGGUGGUGGUGGUGGGGUUUUGUACUAUCUACUCCUUCUACCACCAUCCCAACAGCACGCGGCUUCGACUCAGCCAGAUCCUAGUGCUGCCGCCGUACCAGGCCAUGGGGCACGGGUCGCAGCUGUUGAACCAAGUGCACGCCAUGGCAUGCCGCGUGCAUGCAUACGACAUCACAGUGGAAGACCCUUCAGACGACCUGCAGCAGCUGAGGGAGGCCCUUGACUGCAUGCGCCUGCUCUCCCUGCCCUCUGCUGCUGCUGCCGUGCAGUCCGCUGUUUCGCGGGUCACUGGGUUUGUGAGCGCUCGCUUGCCCACCACUGCUGCUCCCCCUGCUGCUGGUGAUGGUGCUGCUGGUGAUUGUGCUGGUGCUGGUGGCGAUGGUGGUGGAGGGGUUGAGGGAGGGGAGGGGAAGGGGAGCAAGGAAGGCGAGCAGGGGUCGGAUGAGAAGAAGCAAGAGGAAGGAAGAGGGAGUGCUGCAGAGGCAGGAGGAACAAAGGGUGGAGAUGGAGGUAACGGCGAGGACGGUGAGAAGGGCGGGGCGGAGGAGAAGGAGAAGGGGGAGGUAGGCAGUGACGAGGAGGAGAGCAGCGAGGCGAUCACAGCAAUGGAGUCCCUUCUGGUGCUGCCCCACAGCAUGGCAGAAGAUGCACGGGAGAAGCUGCACCUGAACAGGAAGCAGGUGGAGCGGUGCUGGGAGGUGCUGCUCUUCCUGCACCUGCCCUCCAUGGGUAGCGCUGGCAGACGCGCGUGGAAACGGCUGGUUACCAGCCGGGUUAAACUGGAAGAGCUGGGAGUGAAGGGCGCGCAGGGGCGGGGGCGGGACCGGGGUGUGAAGAGGGUUCCAGUGCCUGAUGUUGCACUAGAGGAGGGCAAGGAAGAGGGCAAGCGAACGAUACUCAGCUCAGCAGGGGAAGUGAAAGGUGGUGAGAAUGAGAGGGUGGGUUCAGACCGUGUGCUUGUUGCUGGGGAUGGCAGCUCCAGCAGUGUGGAGGUUUUUCGGAGCGUGGAGGAGGAUGAGGGUAUUAAGAAGGCUCUUUUGGAGCUAGUUGCGGAUAGGGAAGAACAGGUGGUGGCUGCUGCAGGGAUUGUGCAGAAAUUACAGAAGAGAGCGGGGGCGGCAGAAAGUGGUAGGGAAGUUGCAGGAGGAGCAGGAGAUUCCGACGGAGAGCCUACUAACACAACCGACGCAACCAAUGCUAAUCCACACCUUCAACUACCGCCCAUCCCUCCUCGCGAGCCGCCUGAUCCGUCCGAACCAUCACUAUCCGCUGCGGCGGAAGGAACAACGUCUGAGAUUACCGACACUACAAUUGGUGGUGCGAGAUCCACCGCGUACCGCGGCGUGCGGCAGCGGCGCUGGGGUAGAUGGGUGACGGAAAUUCGGGAGCCGGUGCGUGGCCAACGGAUAUGGCUCGGAUCGUACGACACUGCGGAGGAGGCUGCUCGCGUGUACGACAUGGCCGCGCGCCUUUUGCGCGGUCGGUCUGCGCGACUGAAUUUUCCCGGACAGCAGGUGCUGCCCGUGGCCUUGCCGCGAGGCACGGCGGAGAUUCUGCUCGAGGCGAGUCGCGAGGCGGCUCUUCCUAGGAGCAGCACGAGGACCAGCACUGCUGGUUCCGCUAGUGGCGCCGUGGACAUGCACAGCCUCGCUGUGGCUGCUGCAGCCGCUGCCGUGAUUCUAAGGCAGGCCGCAGCAGGCACAGGGACGCAGUGCUCCCAGAGAGACAUGGACCUUCUGAUUGGCGCAAUGGGCGCAAGGGCAGCAACGGGCGCAGGCCCGCAAACGAUGGGAAGCAGCGGUGGCGGCGGAGGGGUGAGCUCUGGUGGCCGCGAAGCUGCUGGCUUACUGGAGAGCCUGCGAGCCGCGGAGAGGACAGCCAGAGGAGGGGGUGGCGCAGCUGUGGAGACUCCUGGUGGGGAGAAUGGCGCAGGAAGGGACAUGAUGGUGGAAGCAGGGCUAUCACAGGAGGGUGAGGAGAGGCGGGAGGGUCAGGGACAGAUGGCGCUGGGCGUGAGUGAGAUGCGCUGUGAAGUGCGGGGGCAAGAAUGGGCAGGAGAGGGGUCUCAGACGGGAGGUGGUGCGAGGACGGCAGUCACAGGAGGAAAUGAGCAUGCUAGUGGGCAGCAGGGAGCAGGAGCAGGAGCAGUGACUGGGUUUCAUGCAUAUUACGCGCCAGUCGCCAUGGCACAACAGGCCCAGCAGACUCGUAGAAGCGGCUCGUUUCAAGAGACUGUAUCAGCUGCAUGGUCAGGGUCUGCUGGUUCUGACUUGGAUGCUGCAAUGUGGGAGGGAGGGCACAUGGAAGGCGGAGGACAGGCGGGCAGAGAUAGGGAGGGGAGUGUGGAGGUGGAAGGUGGUGUGGACACAGAAUUGGAGAGGUUUCUCAUGGGGAUUGUGAGUGGCUCGGGAAUGGCGGAAGAUGAUGGGAGAAGCAGCCUUGCAGGUGGAGAUGCUUGA